AUGUUGUGUGAAGACCAAAACUUUGACGUCGCUCAAGUGAUCCGUUUCUUCCGUUCAAAGCCUGGAGAGCUGAUCAUCUACUAUGAGAUGGAAAAAGGAGAGAAAAGCACCUCCAGAGGCAUUGUAGAAGUCUGCCCUGAUUCCCAUCGGAUAAUUCGUUUCUUGGAGAAAGCCAAGGAUGGGCUCACAUCUUCUCGAUUGGCCAGCGUGGUGUUUUACUGCAUCCAGAAAGAGACUCUACCCGUCCUAUCUGACAUCCUUAGUCAGAUGGAAGUCACAGACGGGUCCUUUGGAAGAUUCUGGGAGGAAGUGAUUAAUAAGAAUCUCCUUGAUGUGUUUGGAAUGAAGCUUCCAACUGGUUUCCAGCUAAUAGGACAAGUGACACUGUCAGACUACACCAAGUGGCUCAAUUGUUUCUCUGCCAAACAACAAGACAAAUCAUCCAAACCAAUCACAUGUCGGUCUUAUGCCAGGGUUGGAUUAAUCGGAAAUCCAUCAGACGGUUUUAAUGGAAAAACCAUCGCUAUGACUAUCAACAACUUCUGGGCUGAUGUCACCCUAGUGAAAAGCCAAACUUUGGUUCUCCUUCCUCACCCACUUAAUGACCCCACAGAGUUUGGAAGCUUGCAAGAUUUGUUCAGUAUCAGUAGAAAAGAAGGGUACCUUGGAGGCCUUCGGCUUCUGCAAGCGACCUGUAAGAAGUUCUAUCAGUUCUGCUGCAAACAAGGCAUCGCGUUGACAAAGCAGAAUUUCACACUAAAGUAUGACACAAACAUUCCUCGACAAGUGGGCCUUGCUGGGAGCAGCGCCAUCGUCUCCGCUACACUGAAGAGUCUCAUGAAAUUUUACAACCUCACAGAUAAUGAUCUCCCAAAGCCAGUCCGAGCCAACUUUAUUCUCAAUGUGGAAACUGAUGAACUAUUCAUUACUGCAGGUCUUCAAGACAGAGUUGUGCAGGUCUACGAGGGUUUAGUGUACAUGGACUUCAGUAAAAACCUCAUGGAAGAGCAGGGCUACGGCAACUACAUCUCAUUGGAUAUGAGUAGCCUGCCUCAAUUCUGGUUGGCCUACUUAAAUGAUCCCAGUGACUCUGGGCGCAUUCAUAACAAUGUCCGACAACGCUGGCUCAGCGGAGAGCCUCUUGUGGUCGAAGCGAUGAAGACGUUUGCUGAAUUUACUGAUCAAGCCAGAGUUGCUCUAAUGGAUAAAAACUGGAACCAUCUAGCACAGCUAAUGGACCAGAACUUUGAGUUACGGAGGUCCGUGUACUCUGAUGAGUGCCUUGGUCCUGGCAACCUCAAGAUGGUGGCGUUAGCAAAGCAGUUUGGCUCCGCAGUGAAGUUACCAGGCAGUGGUGGCGCAGUGGUGGGAUUGUGUCUAGAUCCUGCAAAACUAGUGGAGAUGAGACAAGCUUUCCAGGAGGCUGGCUGUGUAUUCUGUGUUAUCACGCCAUACAACCCAUCUGCCAGCACUGGCAACAGUCAACUGUAA
Messenger RNA from Nerophis lumbriciformis (worm pipefish), 1491 nucleotides. Lineage: Eukaryota; Metazoa; Chordata; Actinopteri; Syngnathiformes; Syngnathidae. The record is from RefSeq and is a predicted model, not a curated record.